AUGACACAAGAAUUUGAAGCAUUGUAUGCAAAUAACACUUGGGAACUGGUCCCCUUACCCAAAGGAAAUAAUGUUAUUGGUUGUAAAUGGGUCUACAAAAUCAAACACAAGGCAGAUGGUAGUGUGGAGAGGUUCAAGGCAAGGCUAGUGGUUAAGGGGUACACUCAACAAGCUGGAAUAGACUAUCAUGAGACCUUUUCUCAUGUGGUCAAGAUGACCACUGUUAGGACUCUCAUAACCUUGGCUGUUAAGAGGAGGUGGAGUCUUUAUCAAUUGGAUGUCAAUAAUGCUUUCCUUCAUGGUGAUUUGAAUGAGGAAAUGUAUAUGACAUUGCCACAAGGUCUUACAGUGAAUAGUCAAAAUAUGGUGUGCAGAUUGAUGAAAUCAUUGUAUGGCUUGAAGCAGGCCAGUAGACAAUGGUAUGACAAAUUGGACAACAGUCUUUGUUCAAGAGGGCACAUUACAAAGGAGUACUUAAAGGAAGUUUGGCAACUUAAGGUAAAAAUAUUUAGUGCAAUAUCAGAAGGAUUAGGGCUUGAUCCAGAUUACAUAGAGAGUUCACUUGGAGUUGAAGGGACUCAAAUAAUAGCUGCAAAUUAUUAUCCAGCAUGUCCUGAGCCUAACAAGACAUUGGGACUUGCUCCACAUUCAGAUCAUGGUGGUCUCGCUAUUUUAAUGGACAAUGGCAUUCCUGGCUUGCAAAUUAAACACAAUCAAACAUGGUACUCUGUCCCCCAUGUCCCUGGCACUUUCAUUGUCAAUCUAGGAGAUUAUUUGGAGGUAUUGAGCAAUGGGAAAUACAAGAGCGUAGAGCAUCGAGCAGUAGUCAAUGCGGAGGCGGCUCGGAUCUCUAUAGCAGUGGGUCAUGGCCCAAAAAUGGACGCAAUAGUUCAACCUGCAAGCCCACUUAUCAAAGAAAAGAGUGAAAGCAAGUAUCGGCCUAUUGUUUACAAGGAUUAUAUUAGAGACCAACAAAGCACUAUUAAGAGAGGGAAAAGUGCCUUGCAUGAGAUAAUGAACAACAAUAUAUAG
Molecule: messenger RNA, 1032 nt
Organism: Solanum tuberosum (potato)
Lineage: Eukaryota; Viridiplantae; Streptophyta; Magnoliopsida; Solanales; Solanaceae
Product: flavonol synthase/flavanone 3-hydroxylase-like
Exons: 3
Coding region: 1-1032 (343 amino acids)
Source: RefSeq, a predicted model, not a curated record